Messenger RNA from Neoarius graeffei (lesser salmon catfish), 4449 nucleotides. Its product is annotated as chitin synthase chs-2-like. Gene Ontology annotation, cellular component: cell periphery; cell septum. Bases 71 to 3745 code for a protein of 1224 amino acids. The record is from RefSeq and is a predicted model, not a curated record. The transcript is spliced from 20 exons. Lineage: Eukaryota; Metazoa; Chordata; Actinopteri; Siluriformes; Ariidae. Gene Ontology annotation, molecular function: chitin synthase activity.
CACCACCCACACUUUUAUCUGAUAUAUCUGAUAUACCUGGUUGGAGCUGUCAUUUUGCCACUGAACAAGGAUGCAUGAAGAUCAGAAAGAAACGCAGCACUGGCCCAAAGAGGCCUGGGACGCUGCUGGAGAAUCACCUAUUAUUGAAGAUGAGCAAAAACCUCGCAAGUGUCUGACCUUCAUCCAAAUCAUCACAUGCACUUUUAUGGGACUCUUGGUGUUUGGGCUAGCCUUCUUGAGCAAAGCAUCUCUGUUGCUAUUGAUCAGCCUCUGCAAUGAAAAAUCAACCACGAUUGAAACCAAAGUUUACGCUCUCCUCUUCAUUGGGUGCCUUCUAAUCGCUCCAAAUGUUUUGCUGCUGAUCAAAAGCAUCUGGAAAAUUACUUUUAAAGAUUCAAAAACCCCAUCGACGCAGACUUUGCUAUGGAUCAUUUCAGUGGAAACUUUGGUGGCUGUCGGAUCUUCCAUCCUUACCCUGGUCGCUAUGCCCCGAUUUGACAUCCUGACCAAUGUGAUGCUUCUGAAUGGCAUUGCCAUAUUAUCAGCCAUACUGCAGGUGGUGGGAAAUGCAAUUGCGCACGGAAGGAAGCGAUUUACUGCAACUUCGGUCGCCGCUGUCUUUUUCCUUCUUGCAGGUUUUUGCCUCUUUGCUGUGAACUACCUCAAACAGCAAAAUGGAAAGCAAAACAUGGCACUUUUCGUGGGUUUAGCCAUAGGAGGCACUUUCCUGGUCUCGAUGAACUGGUGGGAGAAUUAUGCCUUGCUUUUCCGCAUCGUCUUCUUCCAGAACACGGUCCGGGACAUCAAAAGGUCUCACAACUUCGUGAACAUUGUGGCUAGCUUGGUGCGAAUUAUUGUGACCUUCACUGUCCUUGGUGCUUAUGUGAAGCUCUCAGGCCAGGACUGGUCAUCAGUGCUGUCAGUCACCGAUAACACCGAAACUGUCGUCUUGAGCCUCUUCGCUCUUCAGGUUCUAGCUUCAGCUGUGUGUCGCUACGUGGCCGUAGCUGCAUGCAAAAUGCAUGCUGUGCGUCGCAGCUUCGUCGCUCCUAUGAUCUUCACAUCUCCAGCCACAUUGGGUGCCUUCGUCCUGGCUAUCUGGAUUCCCUUUCUUCAGGCUCAGAAGAAAACCACAUUUGCUGAGUACUGUACCACCUUUGACGCCAUAAAAAGCCCAGCGCUCAGUGUCAUGAAACACAUGCUGACUGAUUUAACUCGUGACUUGUGUGAACACAUACCAGACGAGGGGUCUUCACUGAAUUUUGGUCUGCUUGGAUCGUCUUUGAUCAGCUGGUGGAUUGGUCUGGUGCUCUGUACACUCUACAUCUGGUUCCUGAACACACAACGCAUUGCCAGGACAAAGGACCUGUUUGUUCGCAACCUUUAUGAAGCAGCAUUCAUUGACCAGUCCAUGCUCUUGAACAUCAAGUUUGAUAUUGUGCCCCUUCCAAGAUGUAACAGGGAAACAGAGAAGAUGACUAUCUACCUCUGUGCAACCAUGUGGCAUGAGACUAGAGAUGAAAUGUUGAAGAUGAUCAUCUCGAUGUUCAGGCUGGACAAGUUCCGACCAAAGAAAAACCGGUUUAACGAUGUUGUUUUUGAGUCACACAUUUAUUUCGAUGAUGCUUUCCUGACUAAAAACAACAAUCGGCGUGUCAACGAGUAUGCUGAGACCCUGGUGGAAGUCAUCAAAGAAGUUUACCUCAUAUUCACCGAGGAUAGCAAAAGCGCAUUUCGGGAGAGAAAGCCUCUUCCUGCCCAGAAAAUCUUCCAGACACCAUAUGGCUGCCGUCUGCAGUACACACUUCCCCAUGGCAACACACUGUUUGUUCACUUCAAAGACAAACAACAGAUCCGCCACAAAAAGAGAUGGUCUCAGAUCAUGUACAUGUACUACCUGCUCGGCUGGAAACUGAACAAGAAAUACUUCGAGAUGUACAAGCAAAAGGAUGUGCAUUUGCCAAGUAUUGAAGAGCAACUAAAGAAAGCCAAAGCGAACACAUACCUUCUGGCUCUAGAUGGAGACACAGAUUUCCAGCCUUCAGCUGUCAUGCUUUUAGUGGAUCGGCUCAAGUUGUACCCCGAAGUGGGAGCUGCUUGUGGCAGGAUUCAUCCCACCGGCACAGGCCCGAUGGUAUGGUAUCAGAAAUUUGAGUACGCUGUGGGUCAUUGGCUCCAGAAGACAGCUGAGCAUGUGUUUGGAUCUGUGUUGUGCAGUCCAGGCUGUUUCAGCCUGAUGCGUGCAGAGGCACUCAUGAGUGACAACGUCAUGAAAAGAUAUACCACAAAAGCGACUGAGGCUUCCCACUAUCUACAGUAUGACCAGGGUGAGGACCGCUGGCUGUGCACACUACUCCUGCAGCAAGGAUGGCGAGUGGAGUACAACGCUGCCUCUGACUCGUACACCAAUGCUCCACAGGAGUUCAAGGAGUUUUACAACCAACGGCGGCGCUGGGGCCCAUCCACCAUGGCCAACACUCUGGACCUUCUUUCCACUGGCAGUAUCACAGCAAGGUUGAACAAGUCCAUAUCACGACCGUACAUUCUCUACCAGACUAUCACCAUGGCUGCUUCGAUCUUGGGUCCAGCUACGGUCUGCCUCAUGAUUGCAGGAAGCCUUAAAACCGUCCUCAAAAUAGAUGCUAACGCUGCACUUGCGAUAGCAGUUAUUCCUCCUGUAAUCUACCUGUUUCUCUGCUAUUAUCUUGGGCAAGAAAAAUCAAACUUACAAAUCACCAUUGCUGCCAUCAUGAGCAUAAUCUAUGCUUUUCUGAUGACAGCAACCAUCUUUACCAUUAUAGCGGACAUGGUAAUGGAGGAAACAUUUUUUACUCCGAGCGGCUUGUUCUUCAUUGGCUUAAUCAUCAUGUACGUCGGCACGGCUCUUCUUCACCCUCACGAGUUCCAUCUUAUCAUCUAUGGCUUCCUUUACUUCAUCUGCAUCCCCAGUGGCUACCUGCUGCUGUCUAUUUACUCCAUAGUCAACAUGAACAACGUGUCAUGGGGCACACGCGAAUCUGCCAACCAGUCCGGUGGACCUGAGCAGAACCUCCAAAAGAAUGUCAAGUGCCAGAAGCUGUUCAAAAUAUGUGGCUACAAUCUGGAGAUUCAAGUGAACAAAGAAGAAAAAGUGAUGUGUACAGUGCCAGAGAAUGCGCCUCAAGCCAUACCUUUGAAUGUUGUAAACAAAGUGCCCACCCAACCUAAAGAAGUACAAUUACCUUUAAAUGAGACCUUUUUCAUUGAACAGUUGACAGAAAGCUCUGGUGAACUUCCCCUUAACCAGGAGAAACUUAAUGCGGAAGAAGAAUAUUUCUGGAAGGACCUUAUUGAGAAAUACCUAAAACCAUUAGUGAGUGAUAAAAAAAAGGAGGAAGCAAUCAAAGAAGACCUGAAAGACCUACGCGACAAGGCAGCUUUCGUGUUUUUCAUCUGCAAUCUCCUGUGGAUUGUGGCUACUUUCUUCCUGCAAGUCAUUGGCAGCCCAGUGAACAUCCCCAUCCCAAAGAUGUAUCCCAAUGGAACUGUUGACCCUAAUGAGAAAAUUUUUAUUGAUCCUAUUGGACUGAUGUUCCUCCUCAGUUUUGCCAGCCUCCUUGUUGUCCAGUUUCUCGCUAUGCUGUGGCACAGAGUCCAGACUUUAAUUCACUUCAUUGCUUACACUGGGACCGAGGCUGUGGUUAACAGGAAGGCGAGGAAUAGCACUGUGAUUGCUGAAAUCACUGAAGAAAAUAAUUUUCUUUAGGAGAAAAAUCGGAAUUGAUUAAAAGCCUACAAGUGGAUGAUCUAAAAGCUGACCUGUGAUGGGAAACUUUGCAACGAUACACAAACCUGGUGAAACUCAAUCCUUAGACGAUACAAUACCUGCUUAUUAGGACUGAAAGAGUUGUUACCACUGUGCUGUUAGGCCUAUUUGUUUAACAUUGUUUACAGUUAUUUGUAAAAUAAUAAUAAUAAUAAUAAUAAUAAUAAUAAUAAUAAUAAUAAUAAUAAUAAUUAUUAUUAUUAUUAUUAUUAUUAUUAUUAUACAAACUGUCAGUGACAUACUAGCAUCUGAUUAAUUUCUUUUCAUAGCUUUUAGUUGUCUUUUAAUUGAAAUUGUGCAGUUUCUCCAUCCAGUGAGCCACCAAUGAGAAAUGAAGUUAUACGUAAUCUAUGUGCAGUAUAUAUUUAAUUUCUAUUUCAAGAUGUACCUGAGUCUUGUCUUUGUGCUGCUGUGUUAGAUAUUAAAGUUACAUGUGCACAAAGGUGAAAUGAAAUGUAACUUGCCAAAGACCAGGAGUAGACAAUAGUCGAGUAACUGUAUUUUUUUUAAUGAUAUGUGAGAAUUAUUUUUAUAGUAUUUAUUCUUUACUUGAGUGAUUUUGAAAUUGAAUACCUGUACUCUUAUUUAAUUAUUUUCCAAGAAAAUAAAUACUCUACAUUUACUGAGACCAUCAACAUACUUAA